Phascolarctos cinereus (koala) is the source of this 763-nucleotide messenger RNA. It is a transcript of the gene CYBA, whose product is annotated as cytochrome b-245 alpha chain. The record is from RefSeq and is a predicted model, not a curated record. Gene Ontology annotation, molecular function: heme binding. Lineage: Eukaryota; Metazoa; Chordata; Mammalia; Diprotodontia; Phascolarctidae.
GGCAGUCCCCGGGGCGGGGCACAGGGAGUGGCGGAGUCGGGGUCCGGCCGCUGGGUGGGUCAGUGCCGGGCUCCCGCAGCCGCCGCGGUCUCCUCCACCUCCUCCUGCUUCUCCCGCUGCCCGCUCUCUGCCGUGAUGGGGCAGAUCGAAUGGGCCAUGUGGGCCAACGAGCAGGCUCUGGCGUCCGGCCUCAUCCUGCUGACUGGUGGCAUUGUGGCAACAGCUGGGCAGUUUGUCUGGUGGCAGUUUGGUGCCUAUUCGAUUGUAGCUGGGGUAUUUAUCUGCCUGCUGGAAUACCCCCGGGGCAAGAGGAAAAAGGGUUCCACCAUGGAGCGGUGUGGUCAGAAGUACCUGACAACCGUGGUAAAGGCAUUCGGGCCCCUGACUAGGAAUUAUUAUGUCCGAGCCAUCCUGCACCUCUGCUUGGCGGUCCCUGCAGGGGUACUAUUAGCCACCAUCCUGGGCACGGCCUGUCUGGCAAUUGCGAGCGGGAUCUAUCUCCUGGCUGCAAUCCGGGGAGAAGAGUGGAGGCCCAUUGAGAAGAAGCCCAAGGAACGACUCCAGGUUGGGGCCACCAUCAAGCAGCCACCCAGCAAUCCCCCACCCCGACCACCCGCCGAGGCCCGGAAGAAGCAGCCUGAGGAAGAAGCCGCAGGGCCCUCUGGGGGGCCCCAGGUGAACCCAGUCCUAGUGACUGAUGAGGUUGUGUAAGGAGACCCUGAGCCUGGCCUAGGACCCUCAAUGAGGCACGGCCCCCACCCCC